This is a messenger RNA of Cyclocybe aegerita, 1722 nucleotides long. The record is from the annotation of a GenBank genome assembly. NCBI's taxonomy places the organism in Eukaryota, Fungi, Basidiomycota, Agaricomycetes, Agaricales, Hemipholiotaceae.
AUGGUUUUGGCCGAUCUCGGAAGAAAGCUCAAUGCUGCUCUCUCUGCUCUCAACAGAGCACCAGUUGUCGAUGAGAAAGUACUAGAUGCGACCCUCAAGGAAAUCACAGCUGCUCUCCUCGAAUCCGAUGUUAACGUCAAACUUGUAGCUUCUCUCCGACAAAAGGUUAAAGCGAAAGUAAAGGCGACUUUUGAAGGAAAUGCAGACAAAUCGAAAGAGGCCAAUAGAAAGAAUGUGAUUCAAAAGGCCGUAUUCGAUGAACUGGUCGCGUUGGUGGAUCCUGGAGUUGAGCCUUAUAAGCCUAAGAAAGGCCAAUCAAAUGUUAUCAUGGCGGUUGGCCUGCAGGGCAACGGUAAAACGACGACAUGUACGAAGCUCGCAGUGCACUACCAGAAACGCGGCUUCAAGUCCGCCAUCGUGUGCGCGGACACGUUCCGUGCCGGUGCAUUCGACCAGACACGUCAGUCCGCGACGAAGGCCAAAGUGGCCUAUUUCGGUUCGUACACAGAGACGGAUCCGGUAUCCAUCGCAGCACAGGGUGUGGCCAAGUUCAAGAAGGAGAGAUUCGAUGUUAUCAUCGUGGACACAUCUGGACGGCACAAGCAGGAGUCGGAGCUCUUCGAAGAGAUGGUGCAGAUUGGGGAGGCUGUCAGGCCAAAUAUGACUGUGCUGAUUUUGGACGCGAGUAUCGGCCAGGCGGCUGAGGCACAAAGUCGAGCCUUCAAGGACUCCGCCGAUUUCGGUGCCAUUAUCGUUACGAAGAUGGACGGCCAUGCGAAGGGAGGAGGCGCUAUUUCUGCUGUGGCGGCAACGAAAACCCCGAUUAUCUUCUUGGGUGUUGGAGAACAUCUACAUGACCUCGAUAGGUUCUCUCCAGAACCAUUUAUCUCGAAGUUGCUUGGACUCGGAGAUGUGCAAGGACUCAUGGAGCAUAUGCAAGAUCUUGCAACGCAAAAUCCUGACAAGCAGAAGGAGAUGGCCAAGAAGUUGGAAGAGGGAAAGUUGAGCAUAAGGGACUGGCGAGAACAAAUAUCGAAUGUCAUGAACAUGGGCCCAAUUAGCAAAAUUGCCUCGAUGAUACCUGGUUUACCUCAAGACCUGCUUCAGGGUUCGGACGAAGAGGGCUCGUUGCGGAUGAAACGGAUGAUCUACAUCACAGAUAGCAUGACCGCCAGUGAGCUUGAUUCUGACGGCUCGCCGUUUAUGGAGCUAGAAAAGGACGGCAAGCCCGUUGGUUUGACAUGGAGAGUGACAAGAGUUGCUCGGGGCAGCGGCACUAGCGUGCGGGAGGUGGAAGAGCUGCUAUGUCAGUAUCGGAUGAUGGCGAAUAUGGCCAAGCAGGCUGGAGGCAAGAACGGAUGGCUACAAGCGAUGCAGAAGAUGCAGGCCGCUGCUGGUGGCAAAGGUCGUGGCGCUGGCGGCAUGCCCACACCCGCUCAAAUCCAGGCAAUGCAGCGCUCAAUGCCACCUGGAAUGUUGCAGCAAAUGCAGAAGCAGCUUCGAAACGGUGGUGGUAUGCAGGAGAUGAUGAAGGCGAUGAUGCAAAGCCAAGGUGGAGAUCAACUAGACAUGGAGGAAAUGCAAAGAAUGAUGCAGCAAAUGGGAGGUGGACUGGGAGGGUUAGGCGGCCUAGGUGGGUUGGGGGGUCUAGGAGGCCUCGGAGGAGGGAUGGCAGACAUGCUCAAAAUGAUGGGAAUGGGUGGGGCUGGCGGCGGACGCUAA